AUGGUAUUUCUCUUAGGUGGUGGAUUCGAAGGUGAUAUGAUUUUAACAGACGGAUUUGAUCCAACAAUUCCAUCAAAUGGAAAAGGUGUAGCUAUUUAUGGACCUCGUCGUUGGCCAAACAAUAUCAUUCCAUACGAUAUUUCGUUAAUUACAAAUGCUGCACAUCGUACUAUGAUUGAAGAAGCAAUCAAUAUACUGAUGAACACUACCAGCGUACCCAUUGCAGGAUCAACAGCACGCAAACAAUGUAUUACUUUUCGACCAAAAACAUCAAAUGAUCAAGCUUUUCUUAAAAUUCAGUAUGGAACUGGUUGUAGUGCAACAGUAGGAUAUUCUACUGGUGAAAAAAAGUUAACAUUAGCCAAUCCUGGUUGUUUUCGUUCUGGUACUAUUCAACAUGAACUCAUACAUGUUCUUGGUUUUCGUCAUGAACAAUCGCGUCCUGAUCGUGAUUCAUAUAUUACGAUCAAUCAUCCCAAUAUUCAAUCAGGCAAAGAACAUAACUUUAACAAAUAUACUUGGGGAGUCACUGUUUUAGAUCAAAAUUCACCCUAUGAUUUUGCCAGUAUAAUGCACUAUGGUGCUACUGCUUUUAGUUCAAAUGGACAACCAACUAUUAUACCAAAACAAACAAAUGUAAGAAUUGGUCAAAGAGAAAAACUUAGUGGAACAGAUAUUGAUGAAAUUCGUGCCUUUUAUGAUUGUUGA
Molecule: messenger RNA, 708 nt
Organism: Rotaria sp. Silwood1
Lineage: Eukaryota; Metazoa; Rotifera; Eurotatoria; Philodinida; Philodinidae
Source: the annotation of a GenBank genome assembly